AUGAAUCGUGAUGGCAAGGUGGUUAGCGAUUGUCCUCUCAAAUAUUUUGUCAUGGACCGCUCACAGAGUGAACAGAAGUUGGAUGAAGUUAGAGAGGAACGUGUGUGGAGACAAUGGGUCGACGACCGCUUUAUACAUUUGAUUUCCCCAAACGUAUAUCGUACCCCAAAGGAAGCCUUAGAAACCUUUAAUUGGUUCUCAGAAUUUGGUGAUUGGAAGGAAAACUUUACUCCCUGGAAUCAAAUUUUGGCGAAGUACGUGGGCGCUUUUAUGAUGUACUUUAUUGCCAAGCGCCUCAAAGCGAAACACAAGAUUACGGACGAAAGGCAGGCGCUAGUCGAAGCUUUUGCUGAGUGGAUGGAAGCUAUUGGUCCAGAUAGAAAGUUCUUAGGUGGUAAUGAGCCAAAUUUGGCUGACCUUGUGAGUUCACAUUUAACUUCAGGCUUUAUUCGAACAGGAAAGUUAUUUCAUUAA
Molecule: messenger RNA, 474 nt
Organism: Angiostrongylus costaricensis
Lineage: Eukaryota; Metazoa; Nematoda; Chromadorea; Rhabditida; Metastrongylidae
Source: the annotation of a GenBank genome assembly